Messenger RNA from Helicoverpa zea (corn earworm), 4487 nucleotides. RefSeq lists its product as uncharacterized. Gene Ontology annotation, cellular component: negative cofactor 2 complex; nucleus. Gene Ontology annotation, molecular function: transcription coactivator activity; transcription corepressor activity; protein heterodimerization activity. The transcript has 5 exons. NCBI's taxonomy places the organism in Eukaryota, Metazoa, Arthropoda, Insecta, Lepidoptera, Noctuidae. The record is from RefSeq and is a predicted model, not a curated record. Gene Ontology annotation, biological process: positive regulation of transcription by RNA polymerase II; negative regulation of transcription by RNA polymerase II; transcription by RNA polymerase II. Bases 291 to 1301 code for a protein of 336 amino acids.
AAAUGGAAAUAAAUUAAAUACUCAAUUAAUCUUCCUUAUUUGGACUAUGCGAUAAUUACAAUGUUGUUACUUAGUAUUUAAUUCACUCAUCACUAUUGUGGAUUACGUGGAUUAAUCAUAAAUUGACCAUAAAAAAUGGUGGAGAAACUGUCAAAUUCGUAUAUAAAUGAAGUGGGCAGCGAACGUCCCCCUUUUCUAACCUCAAAAAUGCGCGAGAAGUGUUAACAUUCUGAUGGUGAAGUGAGCUAAUUUUAUCAUUUAAUUGGUGUUAAAGUGAACGGAUUGCCACAAUGCCUUCCAAGAAAAGAAAAUACAAUGCAAGGUUUCCAGCCGGGCGAAUCAAGAAGAUUAUGCAGACUGAUGAGGAAGUGGGGAAAGUUGCCCAGGCAGUGCCAAUCAUAAUCUCGCGAACAUUGGAGCUGUUUGUGGAGUCUCUGCUCAGUAAAGCGAUGCAGGUGACGAUGGCGCGGCACGCGAAGACUCUCAGCCCUUCGCAUGUUAAGCAGUGCAUCCUGGCCGAGUCCAGGUUCGACUUCCUUAGGGAUCUGGUGAAGAAUAUCCCAGACGUCUCGGUAGCGGAAGAAAAAGAAAUGAUGAGUGCCGAAAGCUCUCCGAAUUCUUCUAGAUUUUCGGACAUGCCCGUCCCUCCCCGGCGGAUAGCGCGGGAAGAUUCCAAUAGUUCGAGCAGUAGUGACGUCAAAAUAGUACCUUUACAACCGCCCCGGGACCCCGUGCGGAGAGCACUGUCCACCGAGACGGAACCGCCAAGCAAACUAGCGCGAACUGAGACCGUCACCUCCACCUCACUAGAUACAGCCAUAGACCUAUCAAAGAAGUCAACAGAAGAAAAACCGGUUGUUACCGCAAACUUUUACCAAGAGACGUUAUUAACCGACGAAGUCCAGCACAGAAGUGUGAUCAAGCUCAACCCUACGUACUCAAGUCCUCAACCGUCAACGAGUUACACUCCCGAACCUCUUAAAAUAGACAUGGUGCCAAAGCCAGCGGUGAUAGAGAAACCAAUUGUAGCACCUAGGACUCCUGUCACGCCAAUAACGCCUAUACUAAAUAUAGAUUUUACGAAAAAUUUAACAAACCCAGAGAUAAAAUUGUUGGACACUGCUGCUAUUGUCAGUGUACCUAAAAAAGAGAAUUCUUUACGACAAAUCCAUAGGCAAAACUCUAAAUCGGGUAGGCCCGAAGUGAAAAAGAUUGAAAUUAAGCCGAUCCAGGCGCCCCCAGUUGAUAUAGACAGUUUGAAUUCUGGAAAUCUACAGAUUGAUGAAGACUAUGAUACCUGAGUAUGUAUGUAAUUUUGUUUUUGUUUUACGUUUUUUUUUUGGUGCGAUAUUUAUUUUCCGUAUUCGAUGUUUUAAUGUUUAGGUUUUAACUAAUAGUUAUGUACUCAACGACUUAUGAUUUGACUUGUUGACACAGAGUAUUAAAGAAUGGAGUGCCAGGUUCUAGGUACAUGAUAUUUUGUCUUGAAAAUAAAAACUCCUUAACUUUUUUUUGAUGUUGUCGCACACAUAAAAAGAUCAAUAAGUUCAUAAAAGUAAAACAAUACUUUUCUCAUCCUUUAUUUUAAUACUCUGCAAUGUAUUUUCAUGAUGGUUGUCAACAAGCUUUUAAAACGCUCUAUUUUAUUUCGUCAUUCACACAAGGUAUCGAAUAUUUGUAUAAUGUUUAUAAGGAUUUUUAUUAUCAUAUGUGUAAUGUGUUAUUUUUUUAUUGCAACAAAUAACAUGAUUGUUAUUAAAUUUAUUUUAAUUGCGGAUAAUGAAUAUCGCGGUCCAGUCAAGUUGUUUACCAAUUUAGAUAUAUGAAUGGUAAGUUUUCAAAUCUAAUAUGUUUUUAUGGGCGAUAGAGUGUGGUAUUCGUAAAUGUGGGAUUUUCAGUAUGCCUAGUCUUUUUUCUUCUUUCUCCUGCCCUGUUCCCAAUUUUACUUGGGGUCGGCGCAAUAUGUACCUAUUAAAAAUAAGGUUGUUAAUUUAAGACACCUUAAAACCUAAAAUUGCAUUGCCCAUCGUAAGAUUUCAAAAUACUGCAGUCGCUCAAGUUAGGGUUAAGCAAAUAUAAUAUUUGAUUUAAUAUGAGUCUUUAGUAAACAAUACAACAUUUUACGAAUACCCCACUUUUUCGCUAUUCGCGUGAGUAACGUUUGUUUUCUCUGUCAGAUUGAGAUUGUUUAUUUUAGUAUCACAUUAUGUCUAACGUAUAUGUUUCAUUGUAAAAUAUUAUAUGUCAUAUGUGAGCUUGACUAUGUAACGAUGACAUUAAAAAGGGACUGUUAUGUAAUUUAUGUGUAGUAUGAAAGAUAAAGUAAGCAAAUGCGCAGACAUUUCACAAGUCUUAAAAACCUAAGAGACAACUUCCUGAAAGUUGGGUAAAAAAAGUUUUGUAAAGGCGAAUUUUUUGCCGAUUGUACGUGCUGCAUUGUUGAGCUGGCAAAAUAAUUGUAAAUAAAGAAAUAAAUGCUAUAACAAAAUUUUAGUUUUUUGUUUAUUAAGAUUCCAUGGAGUAGUUAACAAAUGGAUGGUAAAAAUACAUUGAAUUUUAUUAAAACAAAUAAACCUGAUUGAGUUUAAUAUACAAUCAAAGUAAGACUCAGAACUGCAAGAUUAACGUAUCCAGAUGAGUCAUUCACGUAUACUUCGGUAAAUAUACAGUAAAAAUGUAACUCUCCAUUUGUUAUUUAUUCCGUGUUGGUAGAAAUACAAAGAAACUGGAAUUAUUUUUGUCUCGAAAUAUUUAAAGUGAUUGAGACAUAAUUCACAUUGAAGAAACAAGCGCCCAGUUUUAUAGAAGGUUAAAAUAAAUUGUAAUGAGAAUGAGAGUGAAAAUGUUUUUCAACGAAUGAACAAGAUUGUGUCGGCAAUAUAUUGUACAGUCAGCAUCAAAACUGAUAGUUUUAAAGUCAACGAAAACUUAUAAUAAUAAUAAAAAAUGUAUUUAGAACAACGAUUGCUUCCUACUAAAAUUAUAAAUAUCUUCUCAAAUGUAAAAUUUUUGUUGUUGACUGUACAAAGAGAGAUAAUAUUAUGAGAUUGAGAAAGAAAAUUGUUGGAAAGAAAUGUGUGAUUAAAAGUGAAUUUUCAGUGUACUAUGCAAGGCAUGGAUUACUCGAAAAGAUAAUACAAAUUACUGCUAGUCCUAAUUUGCAUCACACAAAAUUCGUGUAUGUUUGUUACAUGCUCUCGUACAAACGGCUGAACGGAUUCCGAUGAUAUUUGGCAGUAAUGUAGCUUAUAAAUCAGAGUAGAAUACAAGCUACUUUUCAUCCCGGUUUCAGGAAGUAGUUCCUUCAAGAAACAGUUGGCGGAAGGCUAGUUUUUCAAUCAAAAUAAUGUUCUUCGCUUUGCAUAGUCCCACUGAAAACUCACAAACUGCCGAAUGGUCUGAACAUAGUGUGACAAAAUGUAUAACUAUUGUAUAUUAUACUGUUCUGAAAAUAGUUUGUAUAAUCUGAAUGUCAGAAAAAAGUGGUGUUACUGUUUAUGAAAUUCUUACCUGCUGUGAGGCCAAAUAUGCACGAAUACUUUUUGUAUUGCUAUACAACUCCAUAGCUUUUUCAUGAGACCACAGACUUAGGAUCCGUUCACACAGACCGGCUCGGAGAGCAUCGGCGCGCAUUUUUUUUUUGACACAGACCGGAAACGGCUGAAAGAGUAUACAAUCGGAGGCAGACAUCUGAAAGACCGACAAAAAGUACGCGAUCGGAGCCGGUCAGCUUCACACCGAGCGCCUUCGAGCAUUCUUAAUGACAAAAGCAGUGCACAUGCAAAAAUAAACCUUACUACAAAUACUAAGUACUCAAUUUUCAACGUGUUAAGAAUUUGCUCUCCUCUCCGAACCGGUCUGUCUAAAUGGACCCUUAGGCUGCACUCAAACCAAACUGACAGUCAGCUGCCGAACGUGCCGUCGGUUAGAUGUGAACGAGAAAGUGAAUAUGUAUGGAAAUACAAUAAACUGCGUAACGUUCGCUCACAUUCGGCGGCUGACAGUCUAUUUGGUUUGAACACAGCCUUAGCGAGCGACCUAUCUGUUCAAUUUCACAAAAUACCUACUAGGCUUAUGGCUGGUGUAUUCUAAGAAAAGCCGUGGUCUUAUUUUUGUAGCCAAAUGUCGUAAAAACAUGACUUAUAAAGACUACUUUAGCUUCCUAAGUAUUUGAGAUUUUUAUCACGUUAUUGCGUUUUCACUUAUAUUAUUAUGCAAUUGAAUGAAUUAUUUGAACGAUUUUCAUAUUUUAAAACGAUUCUUGCAUGCUUUUUGGCAUACAUUUUCCCGCGAAGUUUUCACUUUUUUACAAAUCUUGUGUAUAAAAUAGGAAUCUUUACCUUAAACCCCGUUUUGAAUGGGAUCUGCGUCCAAAAAUAAGCAAUAUGUAUAAAAGUGUGAUUGUACGAACGUUAGACUUUGUGUACAAUGCUAAAUGUAUGUUAUAUGUUGUAAAUUAUGAUUAGAAAUACAAUUGGUGAUACGUA